Molecule: messenger RNA, 2642 nt
Organism: Cydia amplana
Lineage: Eukaryota; Metazoa; Arthropoda; Insecta; Lepidoptera; Tortricidae
Product: protein Aster-B-like
Exons: 18
Coding region: 169-2259 (696 amino acids)
Biological process (GO): intracellular sterol transport
Cellular component (GO): endoplasmic reticulum membrane; plasma membrane; endoplasmic reticulum-plasma membrane contact site
Molecular function (GO): sterol transfer activity; sterol binding
Source: RefSeq, a predicted model, not a curated record
UAUUGCAACAUUGAGCUAGUUCUGUCAGAUUGUCUCAAUGCAGUCAAUAGUAUUUUUGUUGUAUUUUGUGCACAGAUCUCUUGUAUCUGGAUGAUGAAAGCAAAAAACGCAGCUGUGAACAAUAGCUCGCGAGUGGCUGACCUGAGCGUGCACUAAAACCCUGUGACUAUGACUACUUCGGAACUGGACAGCCGCAACAUAGCAAUUUCCAUGCGAAAGUCUGUGGAGAACCUGGUGAUAUCGUCGCAAGACGCCAUCGGGCAGAGCAUCAGCCAGGCUCUUACCUUCUCCGGGGUCAUCACACAGCACACCAACCAGAUCCUGCAGGAAACCAAAAACUUGUCACGUUCGCCAUCGCCAUCUUUACGCAACCCUGACAUCAACGCUGAACAGCUAGAAAAUGACAAGGAUGGAGCGCCCGAUUCGUUGUCUCUCGGCAGUGCCAGCGAACUUUCCAUACCGACGGCCGUGGCGCUACGGAGCGAGCAGAGGGUAUCCUCGGCUGGGCAGCGCGCGUCCGAAGGUCGCUCCAAAAAGAAGAGCUGGUACAGCUCCUUCUACCCCACCUAUAAGAGCAAGUGUGAGGACUUCAAGCGGCUCUUUAAAGAGCUGCCAGACGAGGAGCGACUUAUUGUUGAUUACUCCUGCGCCCUACAGAAAGACAUCCUGGUCCACGGCCGCCUGUACGCGUCGCAGAACUACCUCUGCUUCCACGCCAGCAUCUUCGGGUGGGAGACCAGCUUGUCGCUGCGAUGGAAGGAUGUCACCGCUAUUACCAAAGAGCGAACUGCACUGGUGAUACCAAACGCGAUCCUCAUCUGCACUGAGACGGAGAAAAAUUUCCUCACAUCAUUCUCAGGCCGGGACAAAUCUUAUCUGAUGCUGUUCAGGAUCUGGCAGAACGCGCUCAUGGGACAACCUGUCAGUAGCCAGGAGAUAUGGCACUGGGUUCACAAGUGUUACGGCGAAGAGCUAGGCUUCAACUCUGACGACGAGGGAUAUUCGCGAGACUUGCCUGAUUCAGCGGCUUUGCCUGAGAUAGUCGACCUGCCCGACACCGCCUCUGAGGAGUUGGCGGAGACUUCGUCGAUGGACGCGGGCGGCGACCGCGACGAGUCGCGCGAGCGGAACCAACGCGUACGAGACUGCUCACCCACAGUGGGCAACGGCGGUGGUCUCGGCGCUGACGGCGACGCGCUCCCGACAGACAUGUCGGAUUCCAGCGACUCCGAGCCGGACAAACCACACAAUGGCGGCGGCGCAGAGAAAUGCACCAACACCCACAGCGGCAAAGUGUUACUGCGCCAGGAGUUCCCGUUCCCCAUCGACCAAAUGUUCACCAUGAUCUUCACCAACUCCAAGUUUAACCUGGAACUGUUGGCGGCUAGGGGCACGACCGACUAUGUGCAGGCACCUUGGCAAGCAGCCGCGAGUCUGAAAUGUCGGCAAGUUAGCUACACAUUAGGGCUCACGUCAGGACCUAUAGGGCCUAAGGAAGUACACGUGACAGAGACACAAGUUAUGAACAAGUGUUCAUGUCCGGGACACCUAUAUUCCAUCGACUGCACGACAGAGAACGCGGGCAUACCUUACGCGGACUACUUCACAGUUGAAGUCCACUAUUGCUUGCAGCGGGUAGCAGAAAAUUCCACAAGCUUGCAGCUUUUCGCGCAAGUGCGGUAUAAAAAAAACAUGUGGCCCAUGGUUAAAGCAUUCCUGGAAAAAAACACAAUGUCGGGUCUAGAUGACUUCGCGCGGCUCUUGGAGGCUCGGCUGCUCGGCGAGGCGGAAGGCGCGCAGCCCACCAAGCGGAAAGGCAGACGUACGAGGAGACAGACAGCAUCAUCACAAGAAGCGGCCGCAGCCUCAGUAGUAAAACCCACAGCGGCCAUCUUAGCCCCCCGGGCCAGUGUAUCCAGGCCAGCAGGACGGAACAGUUCCUGGCUCGUCGGCAUACUGGUGCUACUACUGCUGCUCAACGCUCUGCUCUACUACAGACUAUAUUAUACCGCGCCGAAGACUAUAGACGCCGCGGAACUACAAGACAGGAUCAACUCCCUGAGCGGGGCUCAACUGGCGGACUGGUCGGCGUUGCUAGAGUCGCACUCGCGCCGUCAGCGCGGGCAGCUCCUCGCCUGGCGACGAGCGCUAGACGCGGCGCGACAUCAUCUAGCGCAGACGGAGCAAGCUCUCAAAAACCUACUAGAAACGAUCAAACCGACAUUGGAAGACGACGACUCGCCGCGGACUGACCUCUGAGCGACCAUCGCCCCCAACAUUGGCCGGGAUUCGUCCGACACUGACUUGGAUUCGUCCAACAUUGUAUUGAGUUCGUCCAAUGUUGCCUCGAAUUCGUCCGAAGUUGGCUUGGAUUACUACAAUGUCUUGGAUUCGUCCAAAAUUAUCUUGGGUUCGUUCUACAUUGGUUGGCUUCGUCCUACAUUGGUUGGAUUCGUACAGCACUGUCCAGGGUUCAUGCAUUAUGGCAAUGACUCGCUUAUUAGUCAGUGUUGCUCAUAUAAUGAUUAUGUUGAUCUUUGACAAGAGUAAGUGCUUUGGUACCAACAUAUUGGUUAUUGAAUGUUGGAAACUGAAUUGUUAUGAGGUCAAUAUAAGUUAUAUUGGGUAAUUUGUGACCAAUU